AUGAGACUACCAGGUUCAAAAACAGAGACACCGGCGCCGUCGGCCGACUUCUCGAAGUCGGAGAAUAAGGGACUCCAAAUAGGCCAAAAUUUCGGAAAUAUGGAGGCUUCGUUCUAUAGUGAUUCAAUUCAAGGAAUCAACAUUGCUGCGGGGGCAUCCGUAUUUAUGGGUGAACAUAAAACCGUUGAAGAUAAGCUCCUUGACAUUCUUAUCGGCGGGAAUUCAAAAGACAGAGUCGAUAUAGCUCAAGCAGCGCGUGGAACAUGCGAAUGGAUCUUUGAGAGUACCACAUUCCGCAACUGGGCCCAAAGUGAUUUCUCGACAACUGGGCCGCUCUAUUUCCAAGGAAUUCCCGGGAGUGGUAAAAGUGUGUUGCUGAAGUUUCUUAUCAAGGAAAUUGAGAAACGAUUGCGUGUCGGGACCCCGUCUCUUUCAUCCCCGGUGAAUGAGGACCCCCCGCCGAACUGGGUAUCCCCGGGAAGACGAUUGCGGUUAAUCCAGAAGAAUCGAAAACUGGUAAAGCAUGUACAGAACCAUGUCCAGAACAUCGAGGAUCUAGACACGAUGGGCUCUGAUUUGGAUGAGUUCCAGUCUCGCGAUGUUCUCCAAAAGAUUCUGGAAGAGCUCAUCCCAGAUUCGGAGGUGGAGGUUGUCUAUUUUGUCAUCGAUGGGUUAGAUCAGUGUGGACCACAUCUUCCUGCGGUUGUGCGGAUGGUCCAUGAGCUUUCUGCAAAGAUGAAUGCCGAAGCCAGCAAACAGGGCCAGCAAUUCAGCUUGCGUUGCAUUAUCUCCGACCGAGGGAGUAAAAUCGUCCGCGACAAAAUGCUCCCCGAGAAUAUUAUCGAUAUGCCGACAGAGAAUCAGCGUGAUAUUGAUGAAGUCACUGACCAUCGGUUAAAGAGUAUUCAGGAAUAUCGGAACUUCAGUGAAAACAUCCGGAAGACUACCACCAAUCUAUUGAAGGAUAACUCUAAGGGCAUGUUCAUGUGGCUAUCGUUGGUUCUGGACGACCUAGGCACUUGGGAGGGUAUCUGGACAGAAACUAAAGUCAAGGAGAAGCUACGCAAUACACCUCUGGAUGUGGCGGCUUUUUACAAGUCGAUGCUUGAACGGCAACCGCGAGACUCUGUCAGAAGAUUGCAAAUGCUGCUCAUGUGGGUCUUUUUUGCCUGUCGACCCAUCACUCUGCAGGAGUUGGACGUGGUUUUGAAAUUGCAAGAAGAAAAAGAAUAUACCUGUGGGAAGAUCCCAGAUGAGGAUAUUGAGGCAUUGAGGAGUAGCAUCGAGGGCAACUGGGGUGCUCUAUUUGCAGUCCACGACAGUGUUGUACACCUAAGUCACCAGUCCGUGAAAGAUUUCUUGGCAGAUGUCUUCAGUGACGAAGGAGUGAAGGAUUAUCCAAAGUACGGGAUGACCCAGGCAGACGCACACCGACAGAUGGCAUCUACCUGUUUGGUAUAUUUACAACUCGAGGAAGUUCAGGGGCGGGAAGUACCCAAGCCUCCGGUCAACAGCGAAGGAAAGAUCGAUGAGUCGCAGCUUAUGACGGUCAGACAAGACUAUCUUGAUGGGUUUCCUUUCCUGCAGUAUUCUGUCGAGUUCGUUGGUCAUCAUCUGAGAGGAAGUCAAAUCCAAGAAGAAACGGAAGUCAAAGGAAUGAAAGAAUUUUUCGCUGUCAAUUCUGCGGCCUUGUCUAGCUGGGUUCGAGCAUACGAUCUGCUGAAACGGUGGACAACUGGAAAGUAUUCGGGGUUCAGCAGCAGUACCAGUCUUCUCUUCGUCGCAGCACGACUCAAUCUUCCCUGGUUAGCGCAGAAGUCAACGACAUGGGUUAAUUACGGCUCACUUCCAUCCGCUAUAUGCGCCCCGGACUCUUCUGGUUGGAGCGCCAUUCAUAUUGCUGCGGAUUCAGAGGCCGUUGGAAUGGUGUCGUGGCUCCUCAAAAAUGGUGCACUUGUGGAUGUCGAAACCCUCGGCCUUCCGCACCUUGGCCGCACUGCCUUGCAUUUUGCUGCUUCCAAGCGCUCUGAAUCCGGGCCCCAAAUGGUUGAGGAGCUGCUAAAAGGAGGCGCGAAGGCGAAUGUUCAGACCAGACAAGGAGGAAACGCACCGCUUCACUAUGCCAUCGAUGGUCGCUCGGUUAAGACAGUGAAGGCCCUACUGGACUCUGGUGCGGAUGUAAAUCUUGCAAACAGAUCCGGUCUUACUGCUCUUCACAAAGCUGCAGCGAUUCCCGGGUUGGAAGAGAUUGUGGAAGUCCUCCUUAACAACGGCGCCGAUCCCAACAAGAAAACCAGCGUGGGAGCCGUUUCAGCGGCCCGAGGGCUCGCGAGUCUCAGGGCCUCUGGGUCUUUGCGGAACACCUAUUAUGCUGUUAAUACAUCUCAUACUGCGCUACAUAUCUCGACUAAGGUCGGAGAUACAGAACGUACCGUGGAGGUUCUGUUAAAGAAUGGGGCGGAUCCGAAUUCCCGAGAUAGUUCUGGACGAACUCCGCUUCACGUUGCAGUAGUCGGGAUAGAACCCACAGCCAACACAAAACUGUUGAUUGAACAUGGCGCUGACGUGAACGUACGGGAUGCAGACGGGAGGACUCCGCUCCUUGUGCUUAUAAUAGCCAUUUGUCUGCAAGCACAGCAUCAACCUCAGUUGUUGAAUGAUGAUCAUGCCUCGCAGGAACGAAUGAUUGCGAUUCUGCUAUCCGCCGGUGCGGAUCCGCUUGCCGAAGGGAACGACAAACAAUCCCCGAUCACCUGCGUCACGCAGGCCAAGCUACAGUGGGCUUCGUAUCUGUUGACGCGGAGUUCCAAUGAAGCAGCCGCUUCCAAAGCGGGCGAUGCCUUGGAUCAGAAAGAUGUUGAAAAGACGGGAUCUCAGAGUGGGCAGAAAGAACCCAAAAAGGGAAUUCUUGAGACUCAGGCAUCGCGAUGGCUUCCUAAGAGGACCAGAUGGUAA
Messenger RNA from Penicillium daleae, 2955 nucleotides. RefSeq lists its product as uncharacterized. Gene Ontology annotation, molecular function: protein binding. The record is from RefSeq and is a predicted model, not a curated record. Lineage: Eukaryota; Fungi; Ascomycota; Eurotiomycetes; Eurotiales; Aspergillaceae. Bases 1 to 2955 code for a protein of 984 amino acids. The transcript is spliced from 5 exons.